Messenger RNA from Pleuronectes platessa (European plaice), 2606 nucleotides. RefSeq names its product transmembrane p24 trafficking protein 9 (gene tmed9). Gene Ontology annotation, biological process: intracellular protein transport; endoplasmic reticulum to Golgi vesicle-mediated transport; Golgi organization. The coding region runs from base 7 to 708 and encodes 233 amino acids. NCBI's taxonomy places the organism in Eukaryota, Metazoa, Chordata, Actinopteri, Pleuronectiformes, Pleuronectidae. Gene Ontology annotation, cellular component: COPII-coated ER to Golgi transport vesicle; Golgi apparatus; endoplasmic reticulum-Golgi intermediate compartment. The record is from RefSeq and is a predicted model, not a curated record. The transcript is spliced from 5 exons.
GCACGCAUGCGCAGUGGGUCUGUCCCCGGAGUGAACAUGGCGUCUGUCAGGAUGAAGCCGUGCGUGUGGUCGGUGCUGCUCCUCCACGUCUUCUCCGGCGUCGUGUCCUCGCUGUACUUCCACAUCGGGGAGACGGAGAAGAAGUGCUUCAUCGAGGAGAUCCCGGACGAGACGAUGAUCAUCGGAAACUACCGCACGCAGCUGUACGACAAGCAGCGGGAGGAGUACCUGCCCGCCACUCAGGGUCUGGGCAUGUUCGUGGAGGUCAAGGAUCCUGACGACAAGGUGAUCCUGUCUCGUCAGUACGGCUCCGAGGGAAGAUUCACCUUCACGUCGCACACGCCCGGAGAACAUCAGAUCUGUCUGCACUCCAACUCCUCCAAGUUCUCCCUGUUCGCUGGAGGCCUGCUGAGGGUUCACCUGGACAUCCAGGUGGGCGAGCACGCCAACAACUACGCUGAGAUCGCCGCCAAAGACAAACUGACGGAGCUGCAGCUGCGAGUGCGUCAGCUGGUGGAGCAGGUGGACCAGAUCCAGAAGGAGCAGAACUACCAGAGGUACCGUGAGGAGCGCUUCCGCCUGACCAGCGAGAGCACCAACCAGCGAGUCCUGUGGUGGUCCAUCGUCCAGACCCUCAUCCUGGUCGCCAUCGGCAUCUGGCAGAUGAGACACCUCAAGAGCUUCUUCGAGGCCAAGAAGCUAGUGUAACCCCUAUAUGUGUGUGUGUGUGUGUCAGAGAGUGUGUGUCUGUGUGAGUGUGUGUGUGUGUGUGUGUGUGUGUGUGUGGUCUCUACUGAUUGAUGAAUUACUGAGCGGCGGCGGCUGCUGUCGGAGGAAGAACUGCUGAGGAGAUGUGACACAUGAGAACCCAGCAGCACAAUUGGGCUUGAAAACAACAUUUUCAUCAUCAUCAUUAUUAUUAUUAUUGUUGUUGUUGUUAAUGUCCUGGUUUCCUCACACACUGUUUGUAACGAGCCCUUCACGUUUGCAGCAGACGAUCACGUGUCAGAUACGUUUGAGUUCUUUAAUUUAAGUUCAGCAGGAGGACAGAUUAGUCUGCGUCUGUCGGGAAGUUAAAACCAUGUUUCACAGUUCUGAAAUCUUCUUUUAUUAUUAUUGUAAAUUGUCCCUUUUUCUUUGGUGUUACUUACUCAAAGUACUUGACGUGUUACUGGCCACUAGAGUUUAUAUGAACCUCACUUGAAACUGUUGAUUGACUCCUAGGUCUCUGAGUGAUGACUGGAACUCGAAUCUGGAUUCCUCUGUAGAAGAGUUGGACAGAUGGAUGUUUUUGUAUCUUCACCAGAUGAGAUGAUUUCAUAAACUAAAUAAAAUUAGGUGAAAUGUUGAAGCUCACGAUUUUGUUGAUUAAGAUGAAUACAAUAGAAAGUCUUGUUUAACUCUGAAAACAAAGAGACUAGAAGCGAUGUGAAAUAUACCUGAUGUUAAUGAUUUAUUCAUUAUAUGAAACGUGAUCAACAGGCAGCAGAUCGAUGAAUCCUAACUGUUAAACGCAAAAAUUGAUCGACUCAUUAAAUCUAUUUUUGAAGCGCAAAUGCUGAAUAUCUGAUGGUUAAAUCCCCACAGAUUUGUGCAUUUGGUAGUUUUCUCCGUUACACACUUUGAAAACAAUCCCCUGACGUAACAUUCUGCUGUCGGACAUCGUGAUCGAUGUUCGUUAACCUGACGUGAAGUUUUUUGAUAAAUCACGAUUCACUCGGAUUAUCAGACACGUCCUCUUAUGUCCUCAGACCCUUUAACUCCAGUUUUAGCUCCAGUGAUAACAAUAGACUCCGUGUUCCUUCAGCGGCUCAGGUCGAUUCACAGCUUGAUGUGUCAGGAGGAGAAUCUGGGAAAUCUUUUACAGUGUGAGACGCUGGUUAAAUCCCAGGAUCAUGAUGCAGUAGACUCUGGAUCAGGAGAAGAAGCUCCCGGUUCAGCAGGCGGAGGUGUUUUUAGUGUUUUAAUCUUUCAGCCUGACUCAGUGAUAUUCUACCUAAACCUUUUUUCUGUUUGUCCCUUUGUUCAACUGAGUGAAUCUACAUUUUGUACAGUGUCCAGAGUGAAUGUACCUUUCUGUUCAUCUGAUUCUGGUGUUUAAAUUAUUAUCUGAAUGAUUGGGCUCGUUAAGACGUCCAUUCUUCCUGUGAGAUGAACCAUGUCUCCAUAUGUUUAUCAGAUGGUUUUUAUGUUGACUGCUUGUCGACCAAUAAGGUUUAGAAAUUCCACACGCUGUUUCUCCUUAAGUCAGCUCAGUCUCCAUAUUAAUUUUAAUGAUAUCUAUAUAUAUCUUGUAUCUGAGUCCAUCGACCUUUUCUCACUUCAGCUGCGGAAACACAGAAUUAUAAAUCAUAAAAUGAAACCACUUCACGUUCUCAGACUCAACAAGUGAAAAGGUUUCUCUUCUUCCCUCAGUUUUCCUUCAUGUUGUUUUGUUCUCUGGUGGUUUGUGUUAAACAGGUGAAUGUUGCUGGGUUGAUUUUUUUAGAUAUUGCAUUAGCGGUGAAAAGGGGCGUGAAUUUAUUUUAUUUUCAGAGAUUCUGUCCGUGUGAAAUCAGUUGGAAAAGUUGCACUCGAAAAAUAAAGUUUGUCACAUUUGGUUUAAA